Saprolegnia parasitica CBS 223.65 is the source of this 1782-nucleotide messenger RNA. RefSeq lists its product as hypothetical. The record is from RefSeq and is a predicted model, not a curated record. Lineage: Eukaryota; Oomycota; Saprolegniomycetes; Saprolegniales; Saprolegniaceae. The coding region runs from base 1 to 1362 and encodes 453 amino acids. The transcript is spliced from 9 exons.
AUGGCGACGCCUCUGGCGCAGUUCACGUGGUCACCGGCCUUCCUCACAGCGCUGCAAGCCGCGGGUGGCGGCAACUCGGCUGACGUGCUCCCGGCGUUUGCACUUUGCCACAACACCACGAAUGCAGCACCCACGACACUAGUGGCGUGGGCCAAGUACAUGUCGGGCAUGCAGUGCCUUGGCGCGAACGCGUGUCCGCUCAACUGGCUCGGUGCACCCGACACGUCGAGUGCUGCGAGCGCCGUGACGCUUUCAUUUGCUUUGACGUCGGUGCUUGACUCGGUUGCGCUACCCCCGACGUCGACGCCCUUCGUCUUCUCCGUGGGGGCGGCCACCUUUACGUUUCCGAAUGUAUCGACCUCGACCGAUUUCGAGGCGCUUGCGUCGAUGGUGCGGGCGACGCGAGUAGGUGUACGCGGGUGCCCUUUGAACAUCCGACCGACCGUCGACAUGACGCUGCUGUCGUCCAGUCGGCAGCUCCAGCUCCAGUACACGGCGAUGCCGCCGCUGGCGCUCCCGGUGCUUCUCGAGCCGCUCAACGCCGUGCGAUCGGUGCUCUCGACUGGCAGCUUGCGCGUCAACGUGGUGCCCUACGAGUCAAAUGCGUGGACACCAAGUUUAUCGGGCGAAGAGAUGUACGAUCCGCUGUGGACCGUGACGCAGUGCGCAAGCUCCUUCAACCUCACGUCCAGCUUUCUGAGUGGCUCCGACUACCUCGGACACCUGGCGAUCGCAACCGAAGCGCAGAUAGAGCGACUUGUGGCAACCUUCUUACCGGCUACCGCGGUGACGUGCCUCGCUUCAAUUCCCGGUGUCGUCAUGAACGCGUCCGUGGAGAUGUUUCUAAACGAUGUGCACUGCGCCGCCUUCGUGGCCUACCCCUGGACGUCGUUGCUCAACAUGUCGAGCGCGUCGGCUCUCCAGGUCGCCUACCACGCCGACGUCUGCCCGCUCUACACGACCCAUGGCAAGACGUGCAUUGAGACGGUGCUGGCGCCGACGAUCGACAGGCUUUUCGAGGCGUCCGGAGGCUGCUGCGACGCCUUUCACGCGGUGCUGAAGAGCAACUACUCGGGCGAGAACGCGAGUCAGCUCGUGCGCCAAAGCACGCACCUAUUCUUCUCGGCGCUGUGUGCGCCCGCACCGGCGUGUGCAUCGUCGAUCCCGUGUACUUCGGCGCUGCUCGCGCAAUUGGCACCGCCUCGUGCGACGCAUGCGUGGUUUGAACCGAUUCUAUGGUCUCUUCAAGUGAGUUCGAGCCAAGCGGGUGCGCUCUGGGCCGGCGAGACCGUCGAGACGACCUCGGACCGGUCGUUUUCCUUCCCCGUUUCCGAUCUGGUCCACCUACCCCAUGACACGUAGCACAACGGUUUCUAUGUGGUACAUCGAAACGAUAUGGACUAGAGGACAACUUGUCCAACUUAUUCGCCCCCAACGCGUCAACAUGUGUCGAGGGUCCACAUUUACUGCAGCUGGUCAACGACAUUCUCGACAUGUGGCACCCAUGGCCCCAGUCGUGGUCCUGGUUGCGUGCGUGGACCAAUGCGUUCUAUAGCAACCUGGACUAUAUCUUCUCCAACUGGAUGGACAACCAGUGCUACCAUAUUCCCUUGCGCCACCCAGCGCCGACGGCAACCAGUAUUUCCGUAUCAAACGUCGCCAAUCAUACCUCGCCGAAUGCCACGGCCGUCAAUGCGACGUCUGGGAGUGGCUCGAGCACGUUCGACACCAUCACUACCAAUACACCGACAACGGCGGAUCCUGCAGCGACAAAUGCACCAG